AUGGCUGCUACUGCUACUGCUACUGCUACUGCUACUGCUACUGCUUCCUCGGACGCCAGUGAAGGACCAGUCAUGGCGCUCAUCAACAAGCGUCUCCGUGCCCUUCGCAAGAAAUACAACCGAAUUACUCAGAUGGAAGAGUCGAUUUCUCGAGGGAAGACCCUAAACAAGGAGCAAGAGGAAGUCCUCCGCUCGAAACCAACCGUCGUCGUCCUUAUCGAAGAGCUUGAGAAGCUCCGGGCUCCUCUCUCCGCCGCCGUCUCAGAAGAAAUCAGCCUCGCUACUCAGCACCGCCGCGAUUCCCCCGAUCAGACCACCGCCUGUGAGCAAAAGGAAGUCGAGAGCAACGUGACCGAGGAAGCGAGCAGCGACGGCGGCGCCAAGCUAGAUGAUUUGGUGAAUCUCUUGUACUUUGGCUCCCUCUUCGAUGUGAAGUCGCAGAACGAGUUCACCUCGAUAAUGUGGACCAGGUCACACGAGAGAGGAUGCUGCUUGACCUACGAUCGCUUUACCGACGACGCAACGGAUAUGCUCGGCGAUCACGAUUUGGAUUCAAUCUCGAAGCUCUGGAGCAUGAUGGUGUCUAGGCCGGCGGAUUCAAGCUUGUCUCACAAGAACGCCUUGGAGCGCUGCGUCGAGCACGCCAAGCUAUGGCUAGCUAAUUCCGAUCAGCCGAUCGAAUCAAACUGCAACGUUUCAUAUGCUUCUUUGAGAGAGAAAUUGAAGAAGAUUAUGGGUUUGGAAUAUUUCACUACCACACCGGAGAUGAGAGCUCCGGAUGAAGUGGCGGCUGCAGCUGGUAACUACGCUUCGUUCCAAGACCUUGAAGCUCAAGCUGGGCAAUACCAACAAAAGGAAGAAGAAGCUUCAAACGGCAAAGAACAGGAAUCAGUUGUUAAUGAUCAAUUUGAGCAUCAAAAGGAUGAGUCAGUGACAGAAGGAGAGGUGGUCCAUGGACAACAGGAACAAGGCUAUACUCAAGUGAAAUCAGAGAAUGCUAAGAGAGACUACGAGCAACAGUAUGUGCCGCGUGGAUCCUCCCAGAACCAGAGAGGUCGUCGAGGUUCUCGAAGAGGCUACUCUAAUGCCCGGGGAGGUCGAGGUGGUGGCGGCGGUGGCUACUCGAAUGGUCGGUAUGAGUCUUAUGACCAGUCUGGUGGAAACGGUUACCCAAGGAGCUACUACAACAACAGAGGAAGGGGACGUGGUAAUGGUGGUGGAGGAAAUGGCCAUUCAUACAACAACCACCAAGACUCCAAUGUUGCUGUCGCGUCUUAA
This is a messenger RNA of Thlaspi arvense, 1278 nucleotides long. Lineage: Eukaryota; Viridiplantae; Streptophyta; Magnoliopsida; Brassicales; Brassicaceae. The record is from the annotation of a GenBank genome assembly.